Messenger RNA from Sorex fumeus (smoky shrew), 975 nucleotides. RefSeq names its product olfactory receptor 2K2-like. Gene Ontology annotation, biological process: G protein-coupled receptor signaling pathway. The transcript has a single exon. Gene Ontology annotation, cellular component: membrane. The record is from RefSeq and is a predicted model, not a curated record. The coding region runs from base 1 to 975 and encodes 324 amino acids. NCBI's taxonomy places the organism in Eukaryota, Metazoa, Chordata, Mammalia, Eulipotyphla, Soricidae. Gene Ontology annotation, molecular function: G protein-coupled receptor activity; olfactory receptor activity.
AUGAGGGGGACAAACCACAGCACCACAACAGAGUUCGUCCUUCUGGGGCUCCAGGAGCAUCACGCCCUCGAGCUGGUCCUGUUCCUGUGCUGCCUGGGCAUCUACUCCAUGAAUGUGCUGGGAAACUCCCUCCUCAUCGUGCUGAACAUGCUGGACCCCCGCCUGCACACCCCCAUGUACUUCUUCCUCAGCAACCUCUCCCUCAUAGACAUCUGCGGCACCUCUGCCUUUGUGCCUCUCAUGCUGGUCAACUUCCUGAAAGUCCAGAAGACCAUCUCCUUCCCUGGCUGUGCCCUGCAGAUGUUCCUCACCUUGGCCAUGGGCUGCAUAGAGUGUCUGCUCCUGGCCGUGAUGGCCUAUGACCGCUAUGUGGCCAUCUGCCGGCCACUGAGGUACCCAGAGCUCAUGAGCAUGCGGAUCUGUGUGCGGAUGGCCCUGCUGAGCUGGGGCACAGGCUUUUCCAACUCACUGCUACAGUCUAGUUUCACCUGGAGCCUCCCCUUCUGUGGCCACCAUGUCAUCAACCACUUCUUCUGUGAGAUCUUGGCUGUGGUCAAACUGGCCUGUGGGGACAUCUCUCUCAAUGCCCUGCUAUUGAUGGUGGCCACCGUCGUCCUGACGUUCACCCCCUUUCUGCUCAUCUGCCUGUCCUACAUCUUCAGCCUGGCCACCAUUGUCAGGGUCCCUUCUGCUGCAGGCCGGCGCAAAGCCUUCUCCACCUGCUCUGCCCACCUUACCGUGGUGGUGAUUUUCUAUGGGGCCAUUGGCUUCAUGUACUUCAACCCCAGCGCCAAGGACCCCCAGUGGGAUAAGAUUAUUGCCCUGUUGUAUGGGAUCUUGACCCCCUCCCUGAACCCCAUCAUCUAUAGCCUGCGCAAUGCAGAGGUGAAGGCUGCUGCCUCCAUGCUGCUGCGGGGAGAGCUGCUCUCCAGGAAGCUGUCCCACCUCUCCUGCUGGCCUUCCCGCUUGGGCUGA